Molecule: messenger RNA, 6615 nt
Organism: Gadus chalcogrammus (walleye pollock)
Lineage: Eukaryota; Metazoa; Chordata; Actinopteri; Gadiformes; Gadidae
Gene: itga1
Product: integrin, alpha 1
Exons: 30
Coding region: 501-4055 (1184 amino acids)
Biological process (GO): integrin-mediated signaling pathway; cell-cell adhesion; cell adhesion mediated by integrin
Cellular component (GO): integrin complex; external side of plasma membrane
Molecular function (GO): integrin binding
Source: RefSeq, a predicted model, not a curated record
AUAAGUCUCUCACUUGCCAUCCCUCCUCUGGUCCGCACUGUAGACCUAGCCCUCUCUGGACAGUACAUCGCAGCCUACACGCAGGAUUUAAACGGGCCAUGGAAUAACGCACAGACCACUCAAGCCUCGUCUUUGGAAAAAAGGGAUUUAGGGGUCGGCUAACUAAGAAGAGAGGGAAGAGGGAAAGGAAAUGCCCUCGAGCUCGUCCUGUCAUCUUUCAGAUGUUACGGCUUGUAUCUGACGUUAUAAUAGACCCUGUCAUUCAGCUAACUAACUUGAGACGUGCGUCUGGUGUUGAACACCCUCUCAUUCGGCUGACUUAAGACGGGCGUCUGGUGUUGAAGUAGCACCCUCUCAUUCGGCUCGACAAGGCUUCAAUCUGGUGUUGGACACCGCUCACAUUCAGCUCAUUAGACUUACAGUUUCUGGUGUCAAACACCCUGCGUCAUACGGCGAGCAGAAGCCCCCCUCGGUCGCCGGAGACCCGUGGUGUGUCAAAGAUGGACCAGCGACAUGGACAUUUCGUUUUGACAACAAUAGCAACAGCAGUGCUGCUGCCCUGCCUGCUGUCCUUUAACGUGGACCAGAAGACCGGCCUGUCCUUCAGUGGGCCUCUGGAGGACAUGUUUGGCUACUCCGUCCAGCAGUUUGCAAACGCUGAAGGCAAAUGGGUUCUCAUUGGCUCACCACAUGCUGGUCAACCAUCGAAGAGAACAGGAGACGUCUACAAGUGUCCUGUGGGAAGAGGAGACAACACCUGUAUCAAGCUCGAGCUGCCCCAAAACACAACGGUUCCCAACUUGCGUGAAGUCAAGGAGAACAUGACCAUGGGAACCACGCUGGUGACCAAUCCCAGCGGAGGGUUUCUGGCCUGCGGUCCUCAGUAUGGUUACAUGUGUGGUCAGCAGCAGUUCAUCUCUGGUGUCUGCGCCAACGUUAGCUCCUCCUUUGAGGUCCUGAACUCCAUAGCACCAGCAGUACAAGAAUGUGCCAAGGAGUUGGACAUUGUGAUCGUGCUGGAUGGCUCCAACAGUAUCUACCCCUGGUCUAGCAUCCUGGAAUUCCUGCUGAAGUUCCUCGCGAACAUUGAGAUCGGACCUCAGCUCUCACAGGUGGGCAUCGUAUCGUACGGAGAGAACGUGACUCAUCGAGUCAACCUGAGCCAGUUUGACAACAGGGAGUCGCUACUCAGAAAAGUCAUGGCUCUACCCCAGGACACGGGCAUCAAGACCAUGACCGCCUCGGGCAUCGAGACCGCCAGGAAAGAGGCCUUCAUGGAGGAGCGAGGGGCGCGGCCCGGGGUGAAGAAGGUGAUGGUGAUCGUGACGGACGGAGAGUCACAUGACUCCCAUGAGCUGGAUAGAGUCAUCGACGAGUGUCAGGACGACGGCAUCGAGCGCUUCGGAAUCGCCGUUUUGGGUGAUUACAACCGUCAGAACAAAAGUGCUGCCGAAAUCCAUAAGUUCAUCAAGGAGAUUAAGUCCAUUUCCAGCGAACCACUGGGAGAGCAUUUCUUCAACGUGUCCGAUGAGGUGGCCCUGCUCACCAUCGUGGACGCCCUGGGGAGCCGUAUCUUUGCCUUGGAGGCAACAUCUGGCAACCACACCUCGUCAUUUGCCAGGGAGAUGUCCCAGGCAGGAUUCAGCGCACACGCAUAUGAAGGCGGUGUGUUGCUAGGCGCCGUGGGCGCGUACGACUGGAACGGGACGGUGGAGAUGCACCUCGCUGGGCGCUCCGUGGCCCCCGACAACCUGCAGUUCUUCGACCCCGAGACGGAGGCCGGGUACGAGGGGCUGGCCGGCUACCUCGGUUACGACGUCCAGUCGGCGGCCACACCUGACGGGACGCUGUAUAUAGCGGGAGCCCCCCGCUACAACCACACCGGCCGGGUGGUCCUCUACCGCCUGGACGAGAAGGACAAAGUGGUGGUCACCCAGAUACUGAAGGGAGAACAGAUUGGCUCCUACUUUGGGAGUGUGCUGCAGACGGUGGACGUGGACAAGGACUCCUACACCGAUCUGCUGCUGGUGGGCUCCCCCAUGUACAUGGGCCGGGAGCGGGACGAACAGGGACAGGUCUACGUCUACAAGUACAACCAGGAGGCAGGCCUGUUCGAGCACCACUUCACCCUAAGGCCUGUCAACCAGUCCUGCUGCAACGCCCGCACCGCCAGCUGCACCAAUAAGAACGAGCCGUGCGGCGCCCGCUUCGGCACGGCCAUCGCCGCCGUGUCCGACCUCAACCUGGACGGCUUCAACGACGUGGCCAUCGGCGCGCCGCUGGAGAACGACCACCGGGGGGCGGUGUACAUCUACCACGGAGUGGAGAGGGCCCUGAAAGAGGCCUUCGUGCAGAGGAUCCCGGCCGGAGGAGACGGUGUGAAGGUGAAGUUCUUCGGUCAGUCCAUCCACGGGGUCAUGGACCUGAACGGGGACGGGAUCACGGACGUCACCAUCGGGGGGCUGGGAGGCGCCUCGCUGUUCUGGUCUAGAGAUGUCGGGGAGCUCCGUGCCACCAUGACCUUCGACCCCUCGAAGAUCAACAUCCAACAGACCAACUGUGAAUUCCAGGACCGCAAGACCGUGUGCGUCCAGACGGAGCUGUGUUUCACCUACAGCAUCAAGUCUGACAAAGGGGCGCCCGCCGCCAGCCAGGAGCUCACCGAAAUACGCUACGAACUGACCCUGGACGCCCUGAGGGCCAAGGCCAGAGCGUCGUUCAGCGGCCCGGAGGAUAAGAGAAGGAUCUCCAGGAACACCUCCAUGACGGACAAGAAGUGUUUCACGGAGCACUUCAGAAUGUCGGCCAGGCCGGACUUCCGGGACCCUAUCAUGGUCUCCCUCGUGUUUGGCUUGGCCAAUGAGGACCAGGGGCCAGUCCUGGACGCGAACCUGCCUACCUCCAUCAACAAGACUAUUCCUGUAGUGGACUGCGGAGUAGAUGGGAAGUGCAUUGCGGACCUGUCUCUUAAAGCAGAGCCAAGUGUCAAUAAAAUGGUGAUUAAAGUCUACAAGGAGAAGAUUACUGUGUCUGUUGAUGUUAAAAACAGCAAAGACAAUGCAUACAACACCAAGGUUGUAGUGGACUUCAGCCAGAACAUCAACUAUGUCAAAGUAGAGCCUGACAUCAAGGAGUGCAAUCUGAACCACACUCGGUUAGAGUGUGCUGUGGGGUACCCCUUCCUGGCCAGCAACGCAGAGGAGCAUUUUAAACUGACGUUUGAAGUCACCCCUGAGCAUAUUGGAGCAGAGAUUCAAAUAAACGUAACUGCUACAAGCGAUAGUGACGAAUCCCCUUCGACCUUGGGCGACAACAUGGUGAAAAUCAAAAUCCCUGUCAAGUAUGAAGCCGGGCUCAUAUUCUCAGUGAGGCCGAAGGACGAUCACAUCGUAUAUAAGGAGGGCGAACAGUACCCGGCCGUCUUCAACUACACCAGCGCCAUAGGGAAGGAGCUCACCAUAACAUACAAGGUGGAGAAGGCGCUGAAGGUGACCACCCCUCCCUUGAAGCUGACCAUCACCUACCCUUACCGGUCCACCAUGGAGAACAUCCUCCUCUACCUCACCCAUGUCACCUACAGCCCCCACAUCAAAUGUAAUGCGGACGAUCAGAUCAACCCAGAAAAGAUCGGCUCUAAGACCCAUACGGUCAAAACAUCAAAAGAAUCACUGAGCGCUUACCUUGUGAGCUGUGGGACCAUCCCUUGUAGGUCCUUUGACUGCAUGAUCUCUGAGGCCGUUACCAGUGAGGUCAACGUCACGUUUAGAGUGUGGAAACCCACUUUUAUCAAGGCUGAGUUUUCCAGCUUAUACAUGAUGGUGAAUGGUACCCUUAAAGUCCGGGAUCAUCUAUUUUUGCUGACCAGUGACCACAAUGCCCGGAAUGUGAAAAUCCAGGUGUCCAAGGAGGCUAUAGGAGGGAUCCCUUGGUGGAUCAUCCUGAUCAGCAUCCUGAUGGGACUGCUUAUCCUUGCACUAGUCAUCUUCGGACUAUGGAAGAUUAACUUCUUCAAGAGGAAGAGUCUGGAGGACAGGAAGGAGGACAUGAUGGACUGAGGGGUGACCAGAGGCCAGCACUUAGCACCAGCAGUGUCAGCAGCUCGGUGGGCCAAGGUUACCGGGCCACACAGACAAUGGAAGUAGGCCUACAAAAUCAGCAGCUGGACGGACUGCGUAACAUGCUUUAAAGGGGACAUAUUAUACCACCAGCUGUGAGUGGGAUUAGCCUACGAGCUGUUUUGAAAAUCUGCCCCAUAUGACAUCACUAGUGGGCGUGUCCACCUAGAUCUGAGCUGGAUAGAUCGGUUUACAAGCCUUCCCAGUGGACUGAAGUAAACGUUGCUCAUCUAUCCAGCACACAUCUAGGUGGACACGCCCACUAGUGAUGUCAUAUUGGGCCGAUUUUUGAAACGGCUUGUAAGGCUAAUCACACUCACACCUGGUGGUAUAUGUCUCCUUCAAGUCACACAUCUGCCUCACUGGUGUUUAGACCGACACAGACUGUACAGGCGAUUGACUACUUCCACUCACUCACGCCUGGGCAAAGGAGUGGUGUCCCUCGAACAAAAGCCAUAUAAAGACAAUCCCAAUGGUCUGGUAAGAUUAAAAAAGAAAUGUAUGUCGUAGUCUCCCCGCAGAUUCACGUCACCGGACUAAAUACACGUUUGUUUUUUUUGUCCUAUUAUUUGAAGAUGCUGUUGAAACUUAGUCAGCAUUUACUCUCACCAUCAACCUCUGGUCAGUUCUAAAAUUAGGCAAGAAUGGUAAAGUAUACAAGGGGAGAUGAGAUGUAGCUGGUGGGUGUCAAGAACCGCUUUGACAAACCACAUUGCUCGUAAAGAUAUAGCUGUUGCACUAAUAUCACCAAUAGUUGCAUGCACAUCUAAUUAGCUAAACUGCUAUUGAAAUAAAACACAUACUCAGGUUUUUAACUCAUCCACCCUCAAAAACAGUUUUAAAAUGAUUUAUAUAUGUAUAUUAUGUUGCUAUCUUAACAACAGCAAAGAGAUUAUUCUGAGAAAUUAUAUGUAAGCUAAGUGGGUUUAAUGGAUCAAACAUUUAUCUGGUGAUUUGUAAAGGCUACAUGUAGAAUACCAUUUAUACAUGUAGAAUACCAAUGUUCUAAACUAAAUUAUACAUGUAAAAUACCAAUGUCCUAAACUAAACAGAGGUUUGCUUUGUUAUUUUAAUUGAAACACUGUUCAUUUCAGCCUUUUACAUAUUUUAUUCCUUAAGGAUAGCCAUUUUAAAUAUGACGAAUUCCUCAUCCUCUUAUUCCUAAUGUUGGAUUUCUACACUGAUUUUCACAACGUUUUUUUUUUCACAAAGUCAAGGUGCAGAAUGUAUGCUUUUAUUUUUUAUACCAUUUUAACUAAGUUGAUUUGUAAAGCAGGAAAAAAUAUUAAUAAUCUUGUAUUAACUUUGUCUGUAAUUAUCGUUUUGGUUACUUGGGAUAUAGAUAGCCAACAGACUGCACCUUUGAAAAUAUAUAUAUAUCUUUGAUUGUACUGUAAAUGCAAAUGGACGCUCAAAUAUGUAAAGCUUUAAAUGUACAAAGUGUGUUUGCCACAACUCAUUAUUUAAGACAAAACUGUUUUUUUUACGACUUAUUCACAGACUUUUUCUUCCUGAAAACCAACAGAUAUUGCUCGGGUGACACCAUGAUAAGAGAAUGAUGAAGAAUGAUGAUUAAGACUUGUUAGGCAGAUAAAAGCAUUUCACAUGCUACAAAACUAUGUAAAUAUCAUUCUUAUUUUUAGAUAACAAAUUCUGAUUAUGUUAACUCUGUAGUCAAAGAUAAAUGAAGAAGAGGGUGUGAUUCCACUAUUUCCCAUCAUCUUAUAUUAUUUACGGUAUGUGUUAUUUGUGACGUUUGUUAAUUUCAAUGAAUAUCAUGUCCAAGUCUGAUUGACCAAAACAAAAAGAGCAAAACAUAUGUGUGCUAUGGAUUAGCAAAGAGUAUUCCUACCUAUAAAGGAUAUGAACAACAUAUACACAUUAUUUGUAUUAUGUGUAAGGUAAAUUCUGAUAAUUAUCUAUCACUGUUCACCAGCUGUUGUUUUAUGAUCCACAUCUUCUCGUCGCAGAGAUUUACAUUUUAAUGACACAAAUCACUUUAUAUUUGGCACACAACCCCAUUUAUCAGUCAGUUUGUUUGCACAGCUUUGCAGUUAGUGAAACUUCGGUGAAGUAAUUUUAUGAUCUUUGGUAGUGAUUCAGUUUUAAACCCUUCUCUUGUUUUAUUCUUCGAUACCGAUAUUCAACAGUUAAAACCAAAAUCCAAGAAGGAGACAGCCAUUAUUUUAAUACUGAAUUUUAUAAGAUAAUUCAAGUUUAACUUUCCACUGUUGAAAUCAAGCACAUAUAAAAUAUACAUGUAGAAUAUGUAGCAUUUCUAGGGACGGUGUGUGGCCAAAGUGGGCUAAGAUGCCUCAAGGCAAAGGUCUUGCUGUGGAAGAGCAGGUUAAGAAUGAAGCCAAAUGUUAUUGUUGAGAUUCCCAAUGCUCUACACUGCUGUGAAGUUAUCAUUGUAAUGCACUGGUUUGUCAUGCUUUCUCAUCAGCAUGAAAAAACUGAACUGAGUCUGAUGCAGAAAAAAAUAAAGAUUUUUUAUGAC